ACAUUCUUGGACAAACUGCUCCAUUUCACUUUUUUUGGUUAUUCGCACAUCCUCUUUCCAAAAUGCCUCGCAUUGAGAAUGACAUCAAGCUGGACUUCAAGGAUGUCCUCCUCCGUCCAAAGCGGAGCACGCUCAAGUCAAGGAGCGAGGUAGACCUAAUGAGGAGUUACACUUUCAGGAACUCCAAGGGCACCUACAGAGGGAUCCCUAUCAUUGCUGCAAACAUGGACACCGUGGGGACCUUUGAGAUGGCCCUGGCUUUGCACCAGUUCACUCUCUUCACCACGAUUCACAAACAUUACUCCGUGGAUGACUGGUCGGAAUUUGCAAAGAAGAAUCCCGAAUGUCCUGAAGGUACUCAAAUCAGCACAGGGACUGGGGAAGGUGACUUUGACAGGAUUUCAGCCAUCUUGGCAGCGGUUCCACAGCUGCACUAUAUCUGUGUCGAUGUCGCUAACGGCUACUCCGAACACUUUGUUCACUUUGUCAAAGACGUCAGGGAUAAGUUCCCCUCUCACACUAUAAUGGCAGGAAAUGUGGUGACAGGAGAGAUGGUAGAGGAGCUGAUCCUGGCUGGCGCUGACAUUAUCAAAGUAGGCAUCGGACCAGGCUCCGUGUGUACCACCCGCAAGAAGACGGGGGUGGGGUACCCUCAGCUCAGCGCUGUGAUCGAGUGUGCAGAUGCAGCCCAUGGCUUGGGUGGCCACAUCAUCUCUGAUGGGGGAUGUACUUGCCCAGGAGAUGUCUCAAAGGCCUUCGGUGCUGGAGCGGACUUUGUGAUGCUGGGCGGUAUGCUUUCUGGCCACUCAGAAAGCGGGGGAGAGGUUAUUGAGAAAAAUGGCAAGAAAUACAAGCUGUUCUAUGGAAUGAGCUCCGAUACGGCGAUGAAGAAACAUGCAGGAGGCGUGGCCGAGUACAGAGCGUCGGAGGGGAAGACAGUCGAAGUUCUUUACAAAGGUCCGGUAGACGUGACAAUACGAGACGUCCUGGGCGGGGUCCGCUCCACCUGCACCUAUGUUGGUGCAGGGAAACUGAAGGAGCUGAGCCGCAGGACCACCUUCAUCCGGGUCACACAGCAGCUCAACACCGUCUUCGGCAACGACGGCUGAAUGUCCGGCUCGAUCCGACUUCAGAUCGAAGUAAAAGUCCUCAACACUGCCUGUCUGACCAUGUGUAAUCACAAGUGAACAGACAUCAAUAUUAAUUCUUAAAUACUGUCCUUAUUAAUUGUUUUACAUAAGCUAAGGUCCAAUGCAAUAUCAGUAUAUGGGGUUUUGACUUUAUUGACAAUAACAGAAAUAUCUUUUGUUACACAGACUCUUAGUCGCUUUAGACUGUUACUUUUUUCAUACAAACUACAAAGACAGAGCAGUAAGUCUCCAGCUCGUCACAUGUCUGCUCUCUCGUCAUUCCAAUGCAGGAGCCUUAGUCAUUCUUUUUAUGCAAAUCUGUCUAUUAACAGAUAUCUAUAACUUCUCCGUAUUCCCCGUGCCGAGAUCAUACUGUAAGCCUUUGUCACACACAUGAAAUGAUAGCAAACAAUGUCUUAAAUUAUUUUUAAAAAGUACCAAAUAUUAAUGCAGCUACUAGGGCUAAGUAGGAGAUUGAACUGUUUAUUAGAAACCAUCACUCUUUAAGUUUUGCACUUUAAACAUUUUAAUUUAAGAGUCUAAUUUUUAGUUUCCGUUAUUGUUUCACACAUAUAUAUAUAUAUAUAUAUAUAUAUAUAUAUAUAUAUAUGUUUUGAAACAAUGUCAUACAAAGGUUAUUUAAUUUAAAUUUUAUAGUAGGUGAAUUAGAUUUUGGGAGAAUUUAUAUAUGGAUGUUGAAUGCUAGCGUCCAGUGCUAUAGCUCAUACAGUACAUAGCAAUGAAGUGCUGAAUUCAUAGCAGAGGUGUUAGCCAACAUAAAGAUACUGUAGAUGCUACGGACACUGUGGCUUCACUUCACAAAGUGUCGGUAGUUACUCCACCUCAAACUGUUCUUAACAUCUGUGUUGUUUCAUGAACAUGGCAAAAUGUACUAUUUGAAAUGCAGUUUUUUAAUUCGCUUGUUUUAACCACACAAUAAAAACAUUCCACAUCUUAAAA
Messenger RNA from Cottoperca gobio, 2090 nucleotides. RefSeq names its product guanosine monophosphate reductase 2 (gene gmpr2). The coding region runs from base 63 to 1109 and encodes 348 amino acids. The record is from RefSeq and is a predicted model, not a curated record. NCBI's taxonomy places the organism in Eukaryota, Metazoa, Chordata, Actinopteri, Perciformes, Bovichtidae. Gene Ontology annotation, molecular function: GMP reductase activity. Gene Ontology annotation, cellular component: GMP reductase complex. Gene Ontology annotation, biological process: nucleotide metabolic process. The transcript is spliced from 8 exons.